AUGUCGGACUACUCCAAGAUGAAGAACGACGAGCUGUCAGCGCUCCUCAAAGAGCGCAAGCUCCCUCACACCGGCAAGAAGGCAGAGAUGGUUGAACGCCUACAGAAGGACGACGAGAAGUCUAGCGCAAAGCUUUCUACCCGCGGUGAAGAUGAGAUCGACUGGGACGACGAAGGCGACGAUGUCGUUGCAGCGCCUGCCACCACCACCACUACGCAAGAAGAGACCGUCACUACUAACGCAGAGACUGUCGCCAACGCUGGAGGUGAAGGCCAGCCACCGAAUCCUCAAGCCGUACCCAAUCAAGUCGCCGAUAUUGACCCCGCCCAAACGGACGACCUGAAGGUAGAAGCGCCCGCAGAAGACACAGAGGCCAAGCCCGAAGAGAAACAGGAGCCCAUCCCCGAUUACUCAAGAGGUCUUGCUGCCACUAAGCUUGACGAAGAGAUCGAAAAGCGUAAGAAGCGCGCCCUCAAGUUCGGUACCAAGUUCGAAGACGACGAGGGUCUCAAGAAGCUGGAGCGUGCUAAGAAGUUUGGAGAAGUCGGUCCCCCCAAGGGACUCGACGAGGCUUUGCCGGAGCGAGAGCGCCGCCAAAAACGGACACGAGAAGGUACUGAAGAUGCAAGCAGCAACAAGCGUCGCGACGCAGGUCGGGAUGCAGGCCGCUCUGGAGGCCGUGGAGGUCGACGCGAGAACCGCAACCGAGACGCCAAAGACAGCCGGGACAGCAAUGAUAACCGUCGCAGUGAAAGGAAGACUGCAGGCGGCGCUGGUGGUAGCGGUAGCGGUAGCGGUACCACUUGGAUGAGCGAAAAGGACAGGGCUGCUGCUGAGGCCAGGAAAGCCAAGUUCGCGAAGCCGGCAGCUUCGGCUUGA
Pyrenophora tritici-repentis Pt-1C-BFP is the source of this 879-nucleotide messenger RNA. Its product is annotated as putative sap domain-containing protein. Lineage: Eukaryota; Fungi; Ascomycota; Dothideomycetes; Pleosporales; Pleosporaceae. The record is from RefSeq and is a predicted model, not a curated record. Gene Ontology annotation, cellular component: nucleus. Gene Ontology annotation, biological process: poly(A)+ mRNA export from nucleus.